Molecule: messenger RNA, 642 nt
Organism: Vicia faba (fava bean)
Lineage: Eukaryota; Viridiplantae; Streptophyta; Magnoliopsida; Fabales; Fabaceae
Source: the annotation of a GenBank genome assembly
AUGGGAGGCAAAGGAAGAAAAAGGAGAGAGAAGAACUACAAGGCUGCUCACGGUGGCGCCACCGCCCUCCCUCCACCGCCUAAAUCCUCUCAACUCGAUGCUCUCCCCUUCAAACUCCGCCAAAUAAUCUCUUUCUCUAAAAACCAAAACGAUUCUCCUGGCUUAUCAAAGAAAUUAGAUGGUGGAGAGGCUCAAAAGGUUGAUACUAAGGUGGAUACAAGCGCACCAUUGAAGGCACCUCAACAGAGUGACGAACAGGUUAAUGCUAAUGAUGAUAAGAAUAAGAAAAAAAGAAAGAGGAAGGAGGUUAAAGAUCUUAGGUUUGCAAUGGAUGGGGAUAAAACGAAGGCCCAGUUAAAGAAAAAGGAGCGCAAAAAGAAGUAUGAAGCGAAAAAGAAGAAGCACAAAAAGGUUGAAGACGAUGAAUUUUUGGACUUUCCUGGAAAAGAAAAAAUAAAAUUUGGAGAUAUUGUACAAGCCCCACCAAAGUUAUCAUUCAUUCCAAAAGGAGUCAAGGUUUCACAGGAUGCUUCUCAUGAGAGACUUAGACUUCGAGCUAUAGAGGAAUACAGGAGUCGGAAAGCAUGGACAUCAAGACCAGGAAAUCACCAACCACCUCCUGUGACUACAUCCGAGCCUUAA